AUGUGGAUAAACAAUCAAAAGAUAUUAAGAUUAAUGUUUUAUUACUUCAAAAUUUUGGGUUUCUUCCCUUAUGUCUAUGACAGAUCUGAAGUAAUAAAAAAAUCUAAAAAAACAAUUAUUUACACCAUAAUUUUAAUGUUGGGAUACAGUGUUAACUUCGUAAAUAUUUUAAUCUCAAGAUCAUCAUUUGUGCGUCCACAAGAGACAAUCUUUUCCGCAACUGUUGAUUUUGCGAUACUAGGAUUAGAGUACAUUUCUAUAUUAAUAAUAUGGAUUUAUUCUAUAACACGGUGUAGUCAAUUACAAUGUAUUGUUAAACUAUUUAUAAAAUCAAUAGAAUAUACAUCCGUCACAAUGAAAAUUGAAUUGGCAAAUAUUUAUGAUGAUAUUUUGCGACAAAUGUGGAUGGUUAUUUUAUUUUUCAAUGUCCUUUUUUUAACAGUCAUGUCAGCUGACCACGUACUUUUUUACUUGGAAAAUAAAGAUUAUGAUAAUGUUACUUGGAUUGUCUUCAAUUAUCCACGAGUUAUAGCAUUCAAUUACGUAAUGGUGUACAUAUAUUUCCUGAAAAUUUUGAAAAGACAAUUUUAUUUCAUGAAUAAAAAUAUUAGCUACUUACCAGAAGUAUAUACUGACAAGAAUAGUUUCUCGAUAGAAGUAAUAACGAUUAGGGAAUUCAAUCAACUUUAUCUUGACCUGAAAGAUCUGAUAAUAAUGUCUGAUGAAUUAUUAGCGUUACCGAUACUAACAGCGUUAUUGCUUCAAUUCUUAAACAUUAUUCUCUAUAUUUAUUUGCUGUUAAUUUUUAUAUUGAGUAAAAAUUAUUAUUGGUCAGGUUUAAUAACCAUCGGAUGGAUUUUGAUGCGAAUCUCACAAUUAUUUUUUUCCGUCGAUACUUGUAACUCAAUAUGCUAUGAGGCAAACAGAAAAGCUAAAAUUUUACAUGAGUUGUGGGCUUUGAAACGACCAGAUGGUUUCAAAGAAAUGCUGAAGAGUAUUUCACUGCAUCAACUGCAAGAGCCGGUGGAAAUAAAAUUAUAUGAUGCAUUAAAUAUGAACCACGAAUUGUUGUAUAAGAUGGUUGGGAUUAUAACAACGUAUUUGAUAAUUAUGAUCCAACUUGAUCAGCAAGUACAAGAUAAAGAGAAGCACAAAACUCAUUAG
Messenger RNA from Cotesia congregata, 1164 nucleotides. The record is from the annotation of a GenBank genome assembly. NCBI's taxonomy places the organism in Eukaryota, Metazoa, Arthropoda, Insecta, Hymenoptera, Braconidae.